CCCAUUUGCAAAUCAUCACUGCUGUGAACACUUCGCUGUUGCCGUCCGCGCUUUUUGUCCGCGUUAACACGCGCCCACCUCCUUCCGAUUCAACCACCACCACCGCCACCACAGACUCGUCGCCACGGGAUGGAGAGCUAGGGAGAUGGGCCAUCCGUGCCAGGAAUACUAAUGGAAUCAUGGCGGGAGCGAGGCUUUGUACCGGACUCAGACUCGGAGGACGGGUUCGACAGCCAGGAGACGCUCAAUUCCCGCAAGGAUGACGAGCGGGCGGUCGAAAGCUCGGUGGCUGCUGCAGCGGUGGUCAACGACGUCGCAACCGACGUACGGGUCGCUGGAGCGGAGAGAAGGGGCACCGAUCCUUUGCAGGAUGUGAAUGGAAGCGAUUCAGCUCAUCCUUCUACGCUCGACUCGAGCGUAGAAGAACAUACGCACAACCUCCCCACGCACGAACCGACGAUACGCACCAACCACGUAUACGACGAGCCACCAACGGAACAACCAGCAGAUGAGACCACCCCUCGAGCGGGUGGAAAGUUGGCUGAGGUGGACAAAGUCCUGGGAGAUGCUCCACGCAGCGCCUCAUCGACCCCAAGGGCAAGGGGGAAAGCAGAUACCUGGGAUGAUUCUAGUUCAGAGGACGAACUGCGAUUUGAGUAUAUGCGACCUCGAAAACCGGCCCGGGUCUAUACUCGUGUCAAGAGUGUUAGUCGGCCACAACCAGCGGAGGAGAAUUAUGACUCUUCCACGCCUUCGUCGCCUUUGUCGUCGCUCAGUUCUCUGCGUCUUGACUUUGAAGACGAGGAGGAUCAAGAGAAAAAUGCUGCAGACAAUGAUCUGACGCAGCAUGGACAGGAAGCUUCGAGUGGUCGGACGGCGCUGGAGGACUUGAUGGAGUUGGACUUGCCAGGGAAGGACUUGCCGGAGCAAAAUGCUACGAAACAGGAUGUCAUGGAGAAGGACUUCACUAAGCAAGUCGCGACGGAAAAGGACACAGAGGAGCAAUGGCCGACGAUGCAGACGCUUAUGGAGCGCAAUAUGACCGAACAAGACUUGAUGGAACAAGAUUCGGCACAGGAGCUCCCGCCGCUGGACAUUCCUGAAGAGCUACUUCGUGAGCUUUCUCAACCAGCGCGGAGAUCUUUGCGAGAGCGCAAGGCUAUCCAAUUGCAUCCGUACAUGCUUGAAGAUGUGAAAUAUCGCAAUCUUAUGCGAGCGCGAGGAGUCAAGCCAGUGCGCGUGGCUCAGCAGGAGAUCAAUCGUCCGGGUGCUCAAGAAAGUCAGAACCAGGAUUAUGUCGAUCAACCAGAGCCAAUGUCUGAUAGUCUGGGAGCUGAAUUUGAAUAUCUGCCGUCAUCUCCGCCCGAGACUCGACUAACUGUAGAGAAAAGACCAAUCGAAUCAUCUCCCGAGCGUCAACACCAUCAGGCACCACGAGCUCAGUCUACUAACCGGCUCCCGGGUCCUACCGUAAAGAGGCGAAAGGUGUCCAAAAUUGCAAAUCCUCAACAAACUCCUCGGACUCAGACUCAGGCCCGGUUACAGGUCGUCAUCGACAACGGCUCAUCCUCCGCUCGCCAGGCAGAUAUGCCUAUCUUCGAUAUCCCUAGUCCACCUCGCUCUGAGGACGAUGAUCCGUCUGAUGUGGAACCUUCCACCACAUUUCGAAUCCCUAGAGGCUUCACGCCUGCGUUGAAUACUCCUAGUACUGGGCCACGAGCUGCGACCACCGAUCGAGAUGUCACGGACUGGUUUGCACCUGAAAUUGAGGGCAGUAUGGAUGAUGGGCAUCUCGAGGCCGCUCCCAGUCCUCUGGCCGAGGAAGGAUCGCAGGCUAUCAGCGAAGAGGAGCGAGAGGAUACUGACGGCGAAAAGACAGAUGAGGAUGAAGCUGCAAUACGGCGGCGUUAUCAGCGACGUAUUAAGGGAGUUCUCCCGGCAUCAUGGCUGCGGUUGGAUCAGCAAAAGCAGAAGGAGGUACAGUUUGGCUCAACGCAGCGGAACAAUGAAAAGAUGUCUGUGAGAACGGACGAGACGAAGGGUGUUGCUAGGCGAGUGCUGAAACAGGGCGGCAAUGCUAGACUGCCGGGCUCGAUAGACGCACUGCGACAGCUCGCCGACCCUGAUAGCGAGGACGGGCAAGAAGACAAAGAGGCUGACGAGGAAUCCAUUUCACGUCCGCUGGUGGCUCGACAAGGCGACGAGUAUCCAUCACUAAGACAACCGGAUCGAUGA
Aspergillus uvarum CBS 121591 is the source of this 2235-nucleotide messenger RNA. RefSeq lists its product as uncharacterized. Gene Ontology annotation, cellular component: nucleus; Cul8-RING ubiquitin ligase complex. Gene Ontology annotation, biological process: replication fork processing; double-strand break repair via homologous recombination. The record is from RefSeq and is a predicted model, not a curated record. Bases 172 to 2235 code for a protein of 687 amino acids. Lineage: Eukaryota; Fungi; Ascomycota; Eurotiomycetes; Eurotiales; Aspergillaceae. The transcript is spliced from 2 exons.